Messenger RNA from Cajanus cajan (pigeon pea), 4091 nucleotides. The record is from RefSeq and is a predicted model, not a curated record. Lineage: Eukaryota; Viridiplantae; Streptophyta; Magnoliopsida; Fabales; Fabaceae.
GCAAACUUAACAAUUUAUUUUAUUUUAAUUUAAUUGAACAAAAAAAUUGACUUUGUAAAGAAACAGUCUCGUUAAAUACAGAAUAUCUACCCUCAUUCAGUUUCACAUACACUUUUGCAAUCUCUAUCCAUAGCAGUUAUUGCGUUUCAUUAUGGCACAAGAAGGAUCAUCCUCUUCUUCAAUAUCCAAAUACACUUACGAUGUGUUUCUUAGUUUUCGAGGUGAAGAUACUCGUUAUGGUUUCACUGGUAAUCUGUACAGUGCUUUGAGUCAAAGGGGAAUCUUUACCUUCAUAGACGAUGAGGCUCUACCAAAAGGCCAAGAAAUCACACCUUCUCUCCGCAAAGCAAUACAAGAAUCGAGGAUGUCCAUCGUUAUUUUUUCCAAAAACUAUGCCACCUCAACUUUUUGUUUGAAUGAGCUUGUCCAGAUCCUUGAGUGUUACACGAAACAAAACAUGUGGAUUUUGCCAGUGUUUUAUGAUGUUGAUCCAUCACACGUGCGACAUCAAAAAGGGAGUUACGAAGAUGCGUUUGCACAGCACGAACGUGGAAGAUUCAAAGAUGAUAUUCAGUUGCUGCAAAAAUGGAAGUUGGCUUUGAGUCAAGCUGCUGAUUUGUCUGGUUUGCACUUCAAAAUUGGUGAUGAAUAUGAGUCUGAAUUAAUUAAAAAGAUCACAGAAGAGAUCUCUAGUAAGCUUAAUCGACCUGCCUUACAUAUUGCUGAUUAUCCUGUUGGAUUGAGUGCUCGGAUGCGACAAAUAAGAAAGCUUAUAGGUGCUGAGUUUGAUAACAAAGUGACCAUGAUUGGGAUUCAUGGAAUGGGAGGGAUAGGAAAAUCAACUCUUGCACGUGCCAUGUAUAAUUUGAUGGCACAUCAAUUUGAAGCUUCUUACUUUCUUGCGAAUGUUAGAGAAAAAUCAGUUCAGGAUGGCCUAGUGCAUAUCCAACAGAAUAUGCUUUCUGAGUUAGUCAGUGAAAGAAAUAUCAAGCUGGGAGAUGUGUAUCAAGGAAUUCCAAUACUACAACAAAGACUUUGUCGUAAAAAGGUCCUUCUUGUUCUUGAUGAUAUUAACAAAAAAGAACAAUUGCAAGCAACUGCUGGAGGCCUUGAUUGGUUUGGUUUAGGCAGCAUCAUCAUUAUAACAACAAGGGAUAAGCAUUUGUUAGAUAUUCAUGGAAUUGAAAAACAAUAUGAGGUUAAUGAAUUUAAUGAUGUUGAAGCUCUUGAAUUAUUUAGGUGGAAUGCUUUCAAAAACCAAAAAGUUGAUUCAGAUUAUGAGGAAAUUAUAAAGCGUGCAAUACAUUAUGCCGAUGGUCUUCCACUAGCUUUGGAAACAAUAGGCUCAAAUUGUUUCGGUAAAACAUUAGAUGAAUGGAAAUCUGCAUUAGAAGCAUAUGAGGGAAUUACAGACAGGAAUGUUCAGGAAAUUCUUAGGAUUAGUUAUGAUAGUUUGGAUGCUAAUGAAAAGGAAAUAUUUCUUGACAUAGCUUGCUUCUUCAAAGGAUGCACUCUAAGAUAUGUUACAUAUAUGCUUGAGGCAAGAGGUUUUCAUCCAAAAUAUGGUAUCAGAGUGCUGGAAGAAAAAUCUCUCAUUAAAAUUUGUAGAUGUCAUGAACAUGUGAUAAUGCAUGAUUUGAUUCAAUCUAUGGGAAGGGAAAUAGUUAAACAACAAUCAAAUUUGCCUAAAAAACGGAAUAGGUUAUGGUUUUAUGAGGACAUUGUUCGCGUUUUGGAGAAAAACACAGAAAAUGAUGAAAUUGAAGCCAUUAUGUUGGAUGUGCCACAAGACCAGGAAGUGCAGUGGAAUCAAAAGGUGUUUGGAAAAUUGAAAAACCUACAGAUGAUAUUGAUCAAAAAGAAUAAUGGCUUUCUUAGAAGCUUUAAAGAUCUCCCUAACAACUUGAGAGUGCUCGAAUGGUGUAGAUAUCCUGCAGCCACUUUACCAUCUAAUUUUCAUUUGAAGAAUCUUGUCGUACUCAACUUGUCAUAUAGUAAAUUUGGAUGGGAGAAACCAUUUGAGGCAUGUACAAUUAAUUAUAAGUGACGUUGCACUGAUUUAAGUUUUGGUUAAGCACACUACACUAGACUCUUCAAACUAUUUAUGUAGAUUUGUUAUUUUGCAGAAUUCAAACAUAUUGAGACACUUGGUUCUUAGAGGUUGUGAGAACAUAAGACGAAUUCCAAACAUGUCUGGCUUCCCCAAUUUGAUAGAAUUGGUAGUUGGUGAAUGCACAAAUUUGAUUGAGAUUCAUGAUUCGGUUGGAUUGUUACAUAAUCUUCAAAGGUUUUGUGCCGAAGGAUGUACCAAGCUAAUGUUUGGUCCUCGUGGAAUAAAGUUGACCGCUUUAGAACAGCUUUGCCUUCGUGACUGCAGCAGUCUUGUCAUGUUUCCAGAAAUAUUGGCACCAAUGCACAAGCUAAAAUAUGUUGACUUAGAAGGAACUUCCAUAAAUAAUUUACCACUUUCAAUGCAAAAUCUUAAAGGCCUUCAAAAUUUAUCCCUAGGGACAUGCAAAAUGCUUGAUAGGUUUGAUGCAUUCAAAUUCUUUCAAAUGCUGCCAGUGUUGUUUCCCAAUUUGACAAAGCUAUAUUUAAAAUACUCAAAUUUGACGAUCCUUCCUACGUGCAUUGAAGAAUGUCAAUCCUUGAAGAUUCUACAUGUGUCUAACUGCAAGAAGCUUCAAGAAAUUAGAGGACUUCCAUCGAGCGUAACUGAGUUCUUCGCGGCAAAUACUUUAGUGGAAGUCGAGUCUUUCAACAAUUUACUCAGACGGGUCAGACUCUCCUUUAAUUCUCUCUAUAAUAAUUUACGUUGUUUUCCAAACUUACCAUGACAUGUUUAACAGGCAAUUGAUACUACUUCAAUAAGAAUCUCUGUUCAGCCAGGUCAACGGAUCCCAAAAUGGUUUGACCACUCUACCGGGGGAAACUCUCUACGUUUCUGGUUUCGAAAUGAAUUGCCCUCUCUUGCGGUCUGUGUUGUUAUUGGAGUUUGGGAUAAUGUCAAACCUCCUUUCUUUGCGAACUUCAAUUUCUUUGUUAAAAUCAAGGGUAUUUAUACAUGUGUUUCUUGUUUUCGUUGUGGUAAUAUAAUUUGGAUAUCUGAAGAUAGUCAUAUAAUUAUACUCAACCGUCAAAAUGAUUUUCAACAUCCAAUGCAACCCCAUGUUAAAAGAGCGCUUGAGAAGAAUAAGUGGAUUUGUGGGGAAGUGUCAUUACAGAUAGCACCAGAGAAAGAUCCAGAUAACUUGGGAGUAAUCAAAUGGACUGGAGUUUAUGUAAAACGGGCAUUUAGUAGAUUGGACAAUAUUCGGUUCACUAAUCCAAAUUCCAAUAAUACAAGUGAUGUGGGAAAUAAGCUUGUGUUGCUUGGUGAGGCACCUUGUAUGCAACAACAACAACCUUUGAAUUAUGUGUAUAGUAAUUCAGAUCCACAAGAACCAGCACAUGACCAAGAUGGAGCAUUUUUGGGUCAUCAAGGUAUGGCUCCAAGUUUUGUUGAGACCCAAAGAGAAAUGGGAACACUGGUAUCAGAAGAUUCAAGGGAAUUCACUAAUCAGAGUAGCGAUUUCACUAUUGAGUCCACAACAUCCAAGUUGCAUAAAGAUGAUGAAGUGGAAGCAGGUUUGGAAACUAAGAAGAGCAAGUUCAGCAAAGCUAUGGACUUGGACAAUGAGAUACACCAAAAGCUAAGCAUGAUUAAGAAAAGAAAGAGGAUUUAGGAGAGCAACUCAGUGCUAUUAAAGCUAACAUCUCUGUCAUUGAAGCUAGCAUAUCUUCCAUUCGAGAAAGCUAACAUGUCUACUCCUCAAUCAGAAAGGAAUAUGGAUCGUAAGACAAAAAACAAUAUCAGUGAGCAAGAAAACACAGACAUUAAUCAAUGCUGAAUUGUCAAAAACCUGAGAAAUUGUUAGAAGAUUGCUGCAGACUUAUAGCUUCAAUUUAGAGGAACAUUUAAGUGGAAGCACAGACAAAGGAAACCGUACGCACUACAACACAAAUGGUAUUUAGCAAUAUUUAAAAAAUGUUACUUAAUUAUGUAUAAAUGUGACUAAUUUAUUUUAGUAACAUAUUAUCAAAUGUUGUAU